This is a messenger RNA of Zingiber officinale, 2751 nucleotides long. RefSeq names its product receptor-like protein kinase ANXUR1. Bases 138 to 2714 code for a protein of 858 amino acids. Gene Ontology annotation, biological process: protein phosphorylation. The transcript has a single exon. Gene Ontology annotation, molecular function: protein kinase activity; ATP binding. NCBI's taxonomy places the organism in Eukaryota, Viridiplantae, Streptophyta, Magnoliopsida, Zingiberales, Zingiberaceae. The record is from RefSeq and is a predicted model, not a curated record.
CCAAUGUAACGUCCACACCACCGGAGAGAGAGCGCAGAGAGGCUAAUCAAAAGUCUCUCUCUGCUCUCGUCUCUUCUCCCUUCGUAUGGACUGAUCUAUUCCGAUUCCAUUCAUUUCCCGAUUGGAGAACAAACACCAUGAAAUCCUUCGGUUGCCUCCCUUUUCUGCAUUUUUUCAUUCUACUUUUUCCAUUUCUCGCCGCCGACGGCGCUUAUGUUCCCUCCGAUCAGAUCCUCUUUGAUUGCGGCUCCUCCUCGGAGGCCGCCGACGCUGACGGCCGCAAAUGGCUGGCCGACUCCACCUCCACGUCCACCCUCACGUCCAAGAACUCGAACCCCGCCACCGCCGCGUUUCAAGACCCGUCUCUCCCCUCCGCCGUCCCCUACAUGACCGCGCGCAUCUUCUCCUCGGAAUCCACCUACAAGAUCGCCGUCAACAAGUCCGAACGCCACUGGGUGCGCCUUCAUUUCUACCCCUCCACCUACGACGACCUCCCGCCGGAGAACUCCUACUUCUCCGUCUCCACCGCUGACGGCAUCACUCUCCUCAAGAAUUUCAGUGCCUACGUCACAGCCGAGGCCCUCACGCAGGCCUACAUUGUCAAAGAAUUCUCCCUCUUGCCGUCCUCCGACGGCAGCAUCAGCCUCACCUUCACGCCUUCCGACAUGUACAAUGGCUCCUUCGCUUUCGUCAACGGCAUCGAGGUCGUGUCGAUGCCUGACAUCUUCGACGAGCCGGCCCAACUGAUCGGCUUCUCCGAUCAAAAUGUGGAGGUCGGCACCUCUGCGCUGCUGACGAUGUAUCGGCUCAAUGUCGGAGGCCAGUACAUACCAGCGACCAAUGACUCCGGCCUCAGCCGGACUUGGUACGACGAUUCCCCUUACCUCUACGGUGCUGGUUUCGGCGUCACCUUCUCGGCAAUUGACGAGCUCCAGUACCAAGAUGGAUCGCCGGAGUUCAUCGCCCCCGCCGACGUCUACCAGACGGCGAGGUCUAUGGGCCCCGAUCCAAAGGUCAACAUGAACUACAAUCUCACGUGGAUUUUCCAAAUCGACGCCAACUUCACCUACAUCGUCCGCUUCCACUUCUGCGAGCUCCAGAUGACCAAGGUUAACCAGAGGGUAUUCGACAUCUUCAUCAACAAUCGCACCGCUCAAGAGCAGGCCGACGUCAUUGGUUGGACCUCCGAGAAGGACGUCCCGAUGCACAAGGACUACGCGGUGUACGUCGCCGAUCAGCCCGGCGAAGACCAGAUAUGGGUGGCACUGCACCCCUCUGCCUCGGCCAAACCAGAGUACUACGACGCCGUUCUCAACGGAUUGGAGAUCUUUAAGGUGAGCGACACUACUGGAAACUUGGCCGGUCCCAACCCCGAGCCCUCUGCUCUAAUGGCGGAAGCGGAAUUGGAGGCGGAUCGGCUCAGCUUCCAGUCUGAAUCCACCGGCAAGCAGCAUAUAAUCAGCAGCGCGGCAGGUGGAGUUGCAGCUGCCAGCGUCGCCCUUGCCAUUUUCCUUGUUGUUCACCAGCGAAAGAAGAGGAUGGACGCAAAUGACUCAGCCGGUGGCAACUGGCUUCCUCUCUACGGUGGCAACUCUUACACAGGAAGCUCCACAGUCUCCGGCAAGAGUACCACGAGCAGCCAUUUGUCGAACUUGGCCGCGAAUUGCAGGUAUUUCUCCUUCCCGGAGAUCAAGAAGGCAACCAAGAGCUUCGACGAGUCGCUUGUCAUCGGAGUCGGAGGAUUCGGCAAAGUCUACAAAGGAAUCAUUGACGAGGGAACUAAAGUGGCGAUCAAGAGAUCCAACCCUUCUUCGGAGCAAGGUGUGAAUGAGUUCCAAACCGAGAUAGAGAUGCUCUCGAAGCUAAGGCACAAGCAUUUGGUCUCCCUCAUCGGCUUCUGCGAAGAGAACGAAGAGAUGAUCUUAGUUUACGACUACAUGGGACAUGGCACUCUCAGGGAGCAUCUUUACAAGUGCAACAAGCCUCCCCUGUCAUGGAAGCAGAGGCUGGAGAUAUCCAUCGGAGCUGCUCGAGGGCUUCACUACCUCCACACGGGUGCAAGAUACCCCAUCAUUCACAGAGACGUGAAGACCACCAACAUACUGUUGGACGAGAAUUGGGUGGCCAAGGUUUCCGAUUUCGGGCUGUCGAAGACCGGCCCGACGAUGAACCAAUCUCAUGUCAGCACGGUGGUGAAGGGCAGCUUCGGCUACCUCGAUCCAGAGUACUUCAGGAGACAGCAACUGACCGACAAAUCCGACGUCUAUUCAUUUGGGGUGGUUCUGUUCGAGGUGCUGUGUGCGAGGGCAGCCUUGAACCCGAGCCUUCCGAGGGAGCAGGUCAGCCUUGCGGACUGGGCACUACACUGCAAGAAGAAGGGAGUUCUUGCAGACAUCAUCGAUCCCCAUCUCGAAGGGAAGAUCAGCCAGGAGUGCUUGGAGAAGUUCACCGAAACGGCGGAAACAUGUCUGUCGGACCAUGGAGUCGACCGGCCUUCCAUGGGCAGUGUGUUGUGGAACCUUGAGUACGCACUUCAGCUGCAAGAAAGCUUUGAGAGUGGAAAGCCCAUCGCCGAGGAGGGUGAUGUUAAACCUGCGUCAGUUGCUAGCCAAACUGACACCUUUAUCGCUGGAAGGGAACAUAGUGAGGAGGUAGACGAUGGCCUAAGCAACACUGCCGUGUUCUCCCAGAUGGUUAAUCCUACAGGAAGAUAAAAAAAAAAACAAAAGUAUCAUGCUCCUGCUUCACCAA